Aureobasidium subglaciale EXF-2481 is the source of this 1332-nucleotide messenger RNA. RefSeq lists its product as uncharacterized. The record is from RefSeq and is a predicted model, not a curated record. Bases 1 to 1332 code for a protein of 443 amino acids. NCBI's taxonomy places the organism in Eukaryota, Fungi, Ascomycota, Dothideomycetes, Dothideales, Saccotheciaceae. The transcript is spliced from 3 exons.
AUGUCUUCCGUCGCUCUUCUUGCCCUUGUGGGAACUGUGGCCUCUGCAGCCAAAGUCUGUACCAAUGUCACAGUUCCAGUAUACAUCAACGCAAGACAAGCCGUCUUUGACGUUCCUACCUUCACAUCGAAUCUUGAUGCCACCAAGUUCGCCCUCGAUUUCACCAACAUUGGCAUGAACUAUACCGAUGUUGUCACUACCGGGUUCCAGACAGUGACCGGACACUACAAUAUCAGUGCCAAGUACUGCAAGCCUCAAGGCGACAAGAAAACCAACCCUGUCGUUCAGGUUUUGACUCACGGUAUUGGUUUCGACAAGAGCUACUGGGAUUUGUCUUACGACAACUACGCCUACUCUUAUAUUGAUGUUGCAGUUGCCGCUGGUUACCACACUGUCUCCAUUGACAGAUUCGGCAUUGGCAACUCAUCCCACGCCGACCCUCUCAACAUUGUUCAGGCUCCUGCUGAGGUUUCUGCUCUGCAUGAGAUCACCUUAAUGCUUCGCAAUGGUACCUUCCCUUCGGUUCAGCAGAAGUUUGGCAAGGUCGUUCAUGUCGGCCACAGCUUCGGAUCGCUCCAAAGUUAUCUCUUGACAGCCCUUUACCCUGGCUCCUCCGAUGGUGUUGCGCUUACUGGCUUUUCCAUGAACGGUACCUGGCUCGCCCAGACUCUUGCUGACUGGAACCUGCACCUUGCCCGUCUCAAUCAGCCUCUUCGUUUCGGUAACCAGACUGUUUCUCGCAGCAAGACCAAUACUUCUUGGCUCAGUCAGAACAUCCUCUCAAUCCUGCAGUCUGCUCUUGGUGCUGUUGGUAUAAACCUCUCGACUGAUGAGCUUUGGCAAGACAUCGCCACUACCGAAGUUGGAGACAUCAUCAACGGCUGGAAUGCUACUGUGGCACCUGUCGCGCAAAAUCUGCCCACUGGAUACCUGACAUGGAGCGAUUUCACGGCCAACAUAUUCGCAUUCCUAUACCCUGGACACUUCGAUGUUGGCGCUGGCCUCUACGGUGAGAGCACAAAACAGCCUGUCACUCUUGGAGAAAUCUUCACUCUCGGUAACGGAGCCCCUGCAACCUCUCCUUUGACAGGUCCUGCUCUCGUCCUCACCGGUCGUCAAGACACCAUCUACUGCGGCGGUGACUGUCUCGCAACUGGUGGUGCUGCAGCUAGCAUUCCUGCAGGAGUUGGUAAAGCAUUCCCUCAUGCCAGCAAGUUCGAGGCCUACAUCCACCCUAACACUGGUCAUGGAAUCAACUUUCACUACAACGCUACCGGCGCAUACCAAGUAGUUCAGAACUUCUUCGCCUCCAACGGCCUCCAGAGCUCAUAG